Coffea eugenioides is the source of this 2949-nucleotide messenger RNA. Its product is annotated as putative receptor-like protein kinase At3g47110. Gene Ontology annotation, molecular function: protein binding; ATP binding; protein kinase activity. The coding region runs from base 1 to 2949 and encodes 982 amino acids. The transcript has 3 exons. The record is from RefSeq and is a predicted model, not a curated record. Lineage: Eukaryota; Viridiplantae; Streptophyta; Magnoliopsida; Gentianales; Rubiaceae. Gene Ontology annotation, biological process: protein phosphorylation.
AUGGCAUAUGAAAGGAAGAAUUUCAGGCUAGCUAGCUCAUCUCGUUUUUUGUUUUCUACUCUCUUUCAUAUCUUUAUUAUUGCUUCUGCUGCUGCAAUUCAUUUUGAGACAAGUAAUGAGACAGACUACCAAUCUCUGCUUGACAUCAAGGGUCUAAUAAAAGGAGAUCCAAUCCAGGCUCUGAGCUCCUGGAAUGAUUCCAUUCACUUCUGCGAUUGGCGUGGAGUCACAUGUGGCCGGCUUCAUCAAAGAGUCACUGUCUUGAAUAUGUCAUCAUUUCACUUGGUGGGUUCUCUUUCUCCCUCCAUAGGAAACCUUACCUUUCUCAGAGAACUCAAUAUUCAGGACAACAAUUUUCAUGGUAUGAUUCCUGAAGAAGUAGGCAGACUUUUUCGGCUUCAAUGUCUUUGCUUUGCCAAUAAUUCCUUUGAGGGAGAACUUCCAUUAAAUAUCACGGGUUGUUCAGAUCUAAGUAUUCUUGAUUUAAGGGGUAACAGGCUCAUCGGGCGAAUUCGAGAUGACUUGAGCACUUUAUCUAAGCUUUAUGCUCUGAGCCUUUCCAGGAAUAAUUUCUCAGGCAGCAUUCCACCAUCUAUGGGUAAUAUUUCCUCUCUUCAAAUACUAAGCAUAUCAAGAAACAAUCUAGGUGGAAAUAUUCCAGCUGAGAUUGGUCGGCUUUCAAAUCUGCAUGUCCUUGAGCUGUCCUCAAAUAGACUUUUAGGUGCAGUUCCUCCUCAGCUCUACAACAUUUCGGCUCUCCAGAUCUUUUCUAUUACUAACAAUCUAUUAAGUGGACAGUUUCCUGCUACUGUGGGAUUGACUCUUCCAAACCUUACUUUAUUUUUGGCUGAUUUGAACCAAUUUUUUGGAUUAAUUCCCACUACAUUAGCAAAUGCUUCAGGGCUCAUAAAAAUUAGCAUAGGAGACAAUUCACUCACAGGACCAAUUCCACAAAAUCUAGGUAGCCUGAAAGAACUUCAGCUCACAUCUUUGUGGCUGAAUGAUAACAUUAUAUCUGGUAGCUUACCUUCUGGGAUUGGAGACAUUGCAAGCUUGGGCUAUCUCGAUGUACGUAAUAAUUCUCUCUCAGGUAUUAUUCCUGAUUCCGUGGGGAAACUUGUUAAAAUGCAGGAGCUUUAUCUGUCUGAAAAUAGCUUCACAGGAGAAAUUCCUUCAACAAUCGGUGACAUUUCUGAACUACAGAUUCUUGUAUUAGAACAGAACAUGCUUACAGGUAACAUUCCUGUUUCUUUGAGUAACUGCAGUAACUUGCAAGGAUUUACUGUUACUCAGAAUCGCCUAAGUGGAGCUUUACCUAAAGAAAUUCUUGGUCUUUCAUCUCUCUCUCUUGGCCUCCUCUUAGCUCAAAACCAAUUCACGGGAUCAUUACCAUCAGAAGUUGGCAAUUUGAAGAAUCUUGUGUCAUUGGAUAUUUCAGAAAACAAAUUAUCUGGUGAAAUUCCAACCUCUAUUGAUGGUUGCGAGAUGUUGGAAUAUGUUCGGUUGAAAGGUAACUUUUUGGAAGGCUCUGUACCUUCUACUUUAGGAGAAUUGAAAAGCAUUCAGGUCAUAGAUCUAUCUCAGAAUAAUUUGUCAGAGCAAAUUCCAGUUUCUUUGGCAAAAUUAAAAUUCAUCAGCACUCUAAAUCUUUCCUAUAAUAUGCUAGAGGGUGAAGUGCCAAUGGAUGGGACCUUUGCAAACUCUAGUGCCUUUUCAGCACUGGGGAAUGGAAAGCUAUGCGGAGGAAUCAAAGCAUUGAACUUAUCAUCUUGUCCUAAACCUACCAAAAAGAAAGCAAAGCUGUCUACUCCUAUAGUAAUAGUUAUUGCCAUUACUAUUCCUCUAGCUAUAGUUUUACUACUCAUAUCUGCCUAUGCAAUUCAUAGACUAAGAAGCUCAAAACAACAAUUACCUUUUACUUCUGCAGCAGAAAAACAGAAUCAGAAGCUCUCAUAUGCAGAAUUAUAUGAUUCCACCAAUGGUUUUUCUUCAGAAAAUUUGAUUGGUGAAGGUAAAUAUGGCUCUGUUUACAAAGGGGUCCUCAAACCUGAUGAGCAAAUGGUUGCUGUUAAGGUUCUUAAGCUCCACCAACAUGGUGCCCAUAAGAGCUUCUUGGUUGAAUGUGCAGCGUUGAGAAACAUCCGCCAUCGAAACCUUGUCAAGAUCAUAACCUCUUGUUCAAGUUUAGACUUCAAGCAGAACGAUUUCAAGGCUUUGAUUUUCGAAUAUGUGCCUAAUGGAAGUUUAGAGAAUUGGUUACAUCCAAGUUCAGCUGAGGAAGAGGGACAAAGCCUAAUGAAGCUCCAGUUGAUACAAAGACUGAAUAUUGCAAUCGACAUUGCGUCCGCCUUGGAUUACCUUCAUAACCAUUGUGGGACACCGAUUAUCCACUGUGAUAUAAAGCCAAGCAACAUACUUCUAGGUGAUGAUUUUCGUGCCUUGGUUAGUGAUUUUGGCCUAGCAAAAUUUCUUUCCUCCAUCGAAGGUAGAUCCCAUCAACAUCAAAGCAGCUCAGUAGCAAUUAGAGGAACAGUUGGAUAUGUUGCUCCAGAAUAUGGCAUGGGUGGAGAGGUAUCAACACAAGGAGAUGUAUACAGCUAUGGUAUUCUAUUGCUUGAAUUGUUUACAGGGAAAAGGCCUACUGACAGCAUGUUCACAGAAGAUUUUAGUCUCCAUAGUUAUGUUAAGACGGCUCUUUCCCAUCAGGUAAUCGAAAUUGUUGAUCCAAAGAUCUCAAUGGAAGCAGAAUCCAUAGCAGGUAUAAUCACCAAAACAAGCAAAGGCGGCAGCAUCAGUCAGGAGGAAUGCUACCUAUCGAUGUUUCGGAUUGGUGUUUCAUGCUCUUUAGAAAUUCAAAGGGACAGGAUGAAUAUUAAAGAUGUCCUCAGUGGAUUACAAGCAAUCAGGAAUGAGUUUGUUCAGGUUAUAAAUGAGAGCCAAAUGAGAUGA